AUGUUAAGGUACCACAUCGCACGUAUAGCCGCAUUUGUCGAUCCAGUUCUGAAUCCACUGAUCGUGGUCGCUCGAACUCCUGCUCUCAGACGACAGCUUCGAGCUCAGUGGACAUCACUUAAAUCGCGUGCCUCUUCACGAACCACGAAGUCUCGCCGAAGUGGUAGUGAGAGGGCUUCUGUACGCCGUACUGAAUCUCAACGUAAUCGAUGUGAUGUUGAAGUGAAGCUGAUUAAGCCGGAUCGGCCGAACUCCUUAGUCAUGUUAUUGGCACAAUAA
This is a messenger RNA of Cooperia oncophora, 279 nucleotides long. Lineage: Eukaryota; Metazoa; Nematoda; Chromadorea; Rhabditida; Trichostrongylidae. The record is from the annotation of a GenBank genome assembly.